AAAAAAAACAGAUCAAUCAUCAUGCAUGUCCCUUCGCUCUCGUAAUCUUCCUUUUCCCCGGUUUCUCUAAUAUUUUCUCAAGAAAAAUUUAACUUUACAACUCUACCUCCAACCCAAUCCUUGUCCCAAACCCAGAUCCAAUUCUACUCCCAAAUUUUUUGCCACGACUUUCGUUUGCUUUAGAUUCUUCUCUCUCAAUUUUUUUCUCCUUAAAAAAAAAAAAACACUAAAAUAAUAAUAAAAAUUCCAUCUUUAUUCAUUUAUCCCCUUCCAAGUCCCAUCCUUGCCUCUCUUGAAACUUUCCUGGAUAAUGCGUUUUAAUGAUCCACACCUUUACUGACAAAUGGGUUUUGCUUCGUUUUUUAAGCAGCCUUAUGGUUCGUCUGUACAGUUGUAAGAUAGAUUAUAAAGGGGUUUCUUUUGAUGAAUAAUUUUGUUGGAUCUGAAACCAGGGAGUUUUGUUUGGUAAAUGAAUUGGAUUGUGAUAUAACAAAGUGAAAAAAAGGGGUGACAUUUCUUUCAAUCAUAUUGUUUGAUCCGGGUUAAGUAGAUCCAUGGAUCAAGUAAUUGGUGGCAAGUUUAAGCUGGGCCGGAAGAUCGGGAGUGGUUCGUUUGGGGAGCUUUAUUUAGGAAUAAAUGUGCAAAGUGGCGAGGAAGUUGCUGUUAAGCGGGAGUCUGUGAAGACCAAGCAUCCUCAGCUUCACUAUGAAUCCAAAUUGUACAUGCUGCUUCAAGGAGGAACGGGUAUACCCCAUCUCAAAUGGUUUGGAGUUGAGGGCGAAUAUAAUGUCAUGGUUAUUGACCUUCUUGGACCUAGCCUGGAAGACUUGUUUAAUUAUUGUAAUCGGAAAUUUACUUUGAAAACGGUCUUAAUGCUUGCAGAUCAGUUGAUAAACAGAGUUGAGUAUAUGCACUCUCGUGGUUUUCUUCAUCGUGAUAUAAAGCCUGACAACUUUUUAAUGGGUUUAGGGCGCAAAUCAAAUCAGGUGUACAUCAUUGAUUAUGGCCUUGCAAAGAAGUAUAGGGAUCUUCAAACACACAAGCAUAUACCUUACAGGGAGAAUAAGAAUCUCACGGGAACAGCUCGUUAUGCAAGUGUAAACACUCACCUUGGAGUUGAGCAAAGCAGAAGAGAUGAUCUGGAAUCUCUUGGUUAUGUGCUUAUGUAUUUUCUGCGGGGAAGCCUUCCAUGGCAGGGACUAAAAGCAGGUACCAAAAAGCAGAAAUACGAUAAGAUUAGUGAGAAAAAGAUGCUCACUCCUAUUGAGGUCCUUUGCAAAUCCUUUCCAUCAGAGUUCACAUCGUACUUCCAUUAUUGCCGGUCAUUGAGGUUUGAGGACAAACCGGAUUACUCAUAUUUGAAGAGGCUUUUUCGGGAUUUGUUUAUUCGAGAAGGUUAUCAGUUUGAUUAUGUGUUUGAUUGGACCAUUUUGAAGUAUCCACAGUCUGGCUCCAGUUCAGGCGCACGACCAAGUGGGAAACAAGCUUUGAAUGCUACAGGACCAUCAGCUGAGAGAUUAGAGAGGCCUUCAGUAGGGCAAGAGGUUCGAGAUAGAUUUUCUGGUGCAGUUGAAGCCUUUGUCAGACGGAAUGCCUCUGGGCAUGGUUUGCGUGGUGAUCACUCCAGGCACAGAUCUUCUGAAGAUGUGCCAUCGUCAAAGGAUAUGCAAGCUGAUUCUGAAAGAGCUCGCUCCUUAUCUCGAAAUGGGAGUUCUUCAAAGAGGGUUGUCUUAGGAAACAGUCGACCAAGCUCCUCUGGUGAACCUAGUGAGAAUCGGUCAAGCCGAUUGGUUUCAAGCAGUGGUCGGCUGUCUACGACUCAAAGGAUCCAACCUGGGGUUGAAUCUAAAUCAUCAUCUCUUUCUCGUACUGCAAACACAAGAAAUGGUCGUGAUGAUGUACUUCGGAGCUUCGAGCUCCUGACAACUGGCACAGGAAAGAGGAAAUAAAGAAACAUAUCCGUCUGGUAAGAAGAAUUGGUCUUGUGUUGAAAAUUUCAUUUAUGGCUCCUGUCAAAAAUCCAUUACUGUAAUGUUUUCACAGUUCUUUGUAUAUGCGUAUCCAUCACUCAGACUCCAAUAGCCAUAUAGCUUCACAAAUCCUAGCCCACAAAAAAAUCAGAUGGUUGGCUUCUCUGUGUAUCUUAUAAGGGAUUCUUGCCAGAUUCAUGCCAUUAUUAGACUCAUGAGAUGAAGAGAGAGUGAUUUCACUCUAGAGAAUUGUGCAUAAAUUGAAGCACUAGAAGUUGUAAUAGACCAACUCUGUUAAUCUUUUUGGGAAGAAGAAACUUUGUUGAAGAUA
This is a messenger RNA of Mangifera indica (mango), 2301 nucleotides long. RefSeq names its product casein kinase 1-like protein 10. Lineage: Eukaryota; Viridiplantae; Streptophyta; Magnoliopsida; Sapindales; Anacardiaceae. The record is from RefSeq and is a predicted model, not a curated record. Gene Ontology annotation, cellular component: nucleus; cytoplasm. Gene Ontology annotation, biological process: peptidyl-serine phosphorylation; endocytosis; signal transduction. Gene Ontology annotation, molecular function: protein serine/threonine kinase activity; ATP binding. The transcript has 14 exons. Bases 555 to 1949 code for a protein of 464 amino acids.